Marasmius oreades (fairy-ring Marasmius) is the source of this 2167-nucleotide messenger RNA. RefSeq lists its product as uncharacterized. NCBI's taxonomy places the organism in Eukaryota, Fungi, Basidiomycota, Agaricomycetes, Agaricales, Marasmiaceae. Bases 72 to 2036 code for a protein of 654 amino acids. The record is from RefSeq and is a predicted model, not a curated record. The transcript is spliced from 3 exons.
CGGCGCUUUCUUCACCAAACCGAGCAUCAAAUCAACGAUCACAAUCUGCAAAGGACGUCCAUCGAGAGCAAAUGGAAUCCCAGGGCUGGGCUUCAAUUCGACCUUGGAUCCCUCCGUUAACUCUGUCAGUACGCGAAAUAACAUCUGUUUCUGUCACCUUCAUUCUUUCGGCAUCAUCAGCACCGCUCCCAAGCGAUCCCGAUUUAUCUGCCUUGGGACUCUCGGCGGAAGAUGUUCAACACCGAGUUGAAGACGAACCAGAUGUAGAGGACGAAGAUGAGGGUCACAGUACGAGCAACUCGGAAUCUGAUGCGAAGAGCUUGAAGUCACCGUCAUCACAUCCCUCAGUCGUGUCGCGGGCACUGGCCGGAGGGUUGUCGGUUGAAGUAGAUCGCGGGUUAUGGCGGAGAGUAUUAAUUAGGAUAGAUGAUAAAGCCGACGAGGCUGUUAUCAUCGUCUAUGGUCUCAUGCCUGGAAGGCAAUAUGACGUAGACCUCGAACUGGUACAAGGGCAAACUAUGAGAAGUCAAGUUGUUACCCAAGAGGAUAGUAGUCCGAAUGGCACCGCAGCCGAACUUGAAAUGUCGACGGCACCUACAGGAAACGCUGACGACAGUACUCCCAGUCGACCGACCACCCCUCCUCCGAAAUCUUCCCCAUCACCUUCACAAUCAAAUUCAAGUCAACCACAUCCACAAUCGGGCACGUCGUUCUCUUUCGCACCUCUGACACUCGAGGAUAGAAUUACACAGCUACAGCAUACACUUUCCCUACUCAAUUCUGAUACUGCCACGCUUACAGCCUCGAUCAAAUCUACGAGACGUGAUUCUCAGAAAGCAGAUGCUGCCCUACGGUCCGAAAUUGAAGUACUCCGUCGUGCAUCCGAGAAACAUGCUGCGGGAGAGCUACGUAUGAAGCAGAAAGUGUUGGCGUUACAAGAAGCGGUAAAACGCACGAAUACCUUUGUAACGGAAACCAAGUCGGAAUUUGAACGAGUUGAUGAGUUGUACCCUAAACUCGAGUCCACAAAAAAUACGAAAGAAAAAGAGUACGAGCGUGUAUUGGCAGAAGCUGACAGAAUGCGGGAAGCACGCGAGCGCGAGGAAGAAAAAGUACGGAAAAGGAUCGAAGGGUUCAAGACCGAGCUUAACGCGUUGGCUAAAACGCACGAGAAAUUGGAAGCAAAGCAGGAGAAGAUUGAAAAUGGAACUGUGAAGGAGCUUCAGGAUAAGCUCGAGCUUGUAGAGAGGGAAUUGGAGGAAUUGGAAGCACAAGAAAAGAUGUACUCCAUGCUGAAUGCAAGCAAUCGCCCUUUUGCAUCAUCAGGCUCGGGAUUGGGACCCAUCGGACAACCACGUCCGCAAAUUGUGCCCGAACUCCCCAUUACAUUCGCUGGUCGCCCUCCAGCAGGACCUGUACCUAUACAAAGACCGGCAAAUUCCUCGUCGACACCGAUAACUAGUACAAAAUCCCACAUGCAUAAUCAUUCCCUCCCUCUCCAUCCCCACAACUUUGUACACCAAACGUCAAGCAAUGCCCCAGGCCAACGCCCUCAGUCCCUUUCGUCCAGCCAUGUAUCUCAUCAUAGCCAUCCAUCGGGACCACACUCCUCUCACGGGCUUCCUCAUCUCGGAGGAGGUGGACGACAGAGUCAUCACCACGCUCAUGGACACCACGAUCGCUCACAUACAGCCGUUCCAACUACGAUCCUCGUCAAUCCCAACCGGGCAAACCGGCACAGUAGUAGCGGUAGUACUAGUACAGCGAUCACAGGCGCUGGCGUUAGUACAUCCUUACCCAGCACCCCGAUGGUGAACGCGAACUCCACGACCACGACGGCCGCAACAACAGAUUCUGGAUCUGAAGGUUCCGGUGGUUCCCCCGGUCAAGCUCAUAUGAGUGCUGUAAAGUUGACGGGUGGCGGUACAUCGACACUUUCGAGUCGCGCGGCACCGUUCGAACCUAGUAAGGGGCUUGGGAUGGGCCCAAUGGGGUUUUUGAGAGGGACGAAAAGCAAAAAUGGGGGUAGUACGUAGUAACACGGACAUGUUGCAAUUGAUUUUUCGGGCGGGUGGAGUUUUUUCUCUUUCUUUUGACGUCUUUGAUGAUUUUUCUUGCAUCAGCUAUGUAUCGAUUAAUCUAUUUAUACCUUCUGUUAGUAUCAUAC